This is a messenger RNA of Humulus lupulus (European hop), 1015 nucleotides long. RefSeq names its product MADS-box transcription factor 23-like. The coding region runs from base 87 to 680 and encodes 197 amino acids. The transcript has 3 exons. Lineage: Eukaryota; Viridiplantae; Streptophyta; Magnoliopsida; Rosales; Cannabaceae. Gene Ontology annotation, biological process: regulation of transcription by RNA polymerase II. The record is from RefSeq and is a predicted model, not a curated record. Gene Ontology annotation, molecular function: protein dimerization activity; RNA polymerase II cis-regulatory region sequence-specific DNA binding; DNA-binding transcription factor activity, RNA polymerase II-specific.
AAAUAGACUGUGUAAUGUAAAAACUCUACUCCGCUCGGUUAAAAAACACAAGAUAGCAUUCAAAACUUGCAUCCCAAGAAAGAAAAAUGAAGCGAAAAAUCCCUAUUCAGAAAAUCGAGAACAAGAAACACCGAGUGGUCUCCUUCUCCAAGAGACGAAGCGGUCUCUUCAAGAAAGCCCAUCAGCUCUCUGCUCUCACCGGCGCUCAAAUCGCCAUUCUCGUCUUCUCCGAGACCGGUCGUCCCUACGUUCACGCCUCUCCCACCCCCUCUUCCUUCCAAUCUCUCCUAACUCCUUUCCUCUCCUCCCACGCCACCUCUUCCACCGUCGCCGCGCCGGAGACCACGUCGCAGAGUUCGAGCGAUAACGGGGAUGGGGGCGAAGGAGAAGACGCGUUUGCCCUACACGAUUCGUUGAGGCAUUUACUGGACUUUGAAGUUGAGGAUUGCGACGACUUGGAGGAGCUCGCGGCGCUGAAGGAGAAAUUGGAAGAAACGAGAAAGAGGACCGCCAUGGCCUUGGACCUGAGCGUCGCUCGUUUUCUUCUUUCUGACUUUGAUGACGAGAAGGAACUUAUUCAUGAGCUUAGAGCCAUGGCGGUCCAAAAGCUUUUCUCAUAUGCAAGAGUUAUGAAUGAGUGGGCUAUAAAUAUUGUGAUUUUGAUAUGGAGUCAUUACUGACAGUUACAGAGACAUGAAGAAAAUUAAGAAGGCGAUGUUGUUGGCUAUUUAAAGUGCAACUUGAUUUAGCAGUUUACAAGAGCCCAGAUAAUGAGUCACUUGAGCAAAUGACUGUUUUGGGCGCAGAGAAGCACAUAAUAAUAGUCUUUUGCUUGUAUGAUUCGAUAUAAUUGCUAAAAUGAAUUCCAUGUAGCGUUGUAUAUGGGAUUACUAAAGAAUAAAAUGUGAACCUGGAUGUAUUGGAUUGUUGUUGAGCUUAGAAAGCUUUCUUUUUCAAGUGAUCAUUUCUUACAUUAUUAUCAAAGUUGCAUGUUUACAAUUUGUUGAAUCCUUCA